AUGGCAACAAGAAUGGGACAUCUUAUGCACAAACUAGUUUCUCCUCAACAAGUUGCUUAUGUCAAGGGUAGAUGUAUUCAAGAUCAGAUUAGGCUUGCUUCUGAAAUGAUAAAUGAGAUGGCAAAGAAGGGAAGAUGUGGCAAUGUGGGGCUUAAGCUUGAUAUUUCUCAAGCUUAUGAUUCAGUUAGCUGGGAAUUUUUUUUAAAGCAUGGAUUGAGACAAGGGGAUCCCUUGUCUCCCAUUCUUUUUGUAUUAAUGGAGGAAGCAUUAAGUAGAAGAUUAACUCAGAUGGUGAAAGCAGGCUUAAUAUUUCCAAUGGUUGUAAGAAAGGGUAUUCAUCCAACUCAUUUACUAUUUGCAGAUGAUGUUUUCAUUUUCUGUAAUGGUGCAAAGAAGAGCAUUCUUAACUUGAUUAAGUUGCUUGAAGAUUAUCAAAAGAGUUCUGGUCAGAUAAUAAACAAACAGAAAAGUAAAAUGUUCAUUGAUGGUGCUUCUGAAUUGAGGAAAAAUCAACUUAAAGAAAUGAUUCAAAUGGAAAGAAGUGUAUUCCCAGAUAAAUAUCUUGGUGUUAUUCUGUGUGUUGGAAGGGCUAAAUAUAAAGAUAAAAAUGGGCAAUGGAGUUCAAAGUGGCAGUUAUCUUCAGUGUGGCCAGGUUUGAAAUGGGCCCGGGAAACCCUCAAAGAAGAUAUUAGAUGGAGAAUUGGUGAUGAUGAUGGUGUUUGGUCUCUGCCAACUGAGUUUCAACAGAUAAUUUCAAAUGGGCAAUUACCUGAAAUUUGUGGAGGAGAAGAUGUCUUAAUAUGGACAAGGAACUUAAAAGGUAAAUUUUCUGUGCCUGAAGCUUUAAAUAAAAUUAGACAUAAAGAACAGAAAGUUAAUUGGUCAAAGUAUAUAUGGAAUUCUUUUUUUCAUCCUUCUACUGCUAGUAACGUUUGGAAGAUCAUUCAAGGAGUUUAUAAAGAUGAUACUACUAUGAUAAGUAAUGGUUAUGAAAUUGUAUCAAGAUGCUGCAUUUGUGAGUCUGAACAAGAUAGUAUGAUGCACCUGCUAUGUGAAUGCAGUUUCGGUAUUGAAAUAUGGAGGUGGAUUUGUGUAACAUUCAAUUUUGUUAUGCCUAAAUCUAUUGAUGAUAUCUGGAGAUGUGCUUCAAACUGCAGCUCUCUGAUUAAACAGGUAUGGAUAACUGUUGAUUGUUCCAUUCUUAAGGAAUUAUGGUUCCAAAAGAACAAGAAAUUCUUUGAUAAUAUAAAGCCAAAUGCUCGGGCUUUUAAAUGCAGAAUUCUCAAGUUAGUGAAUGAAGGAGAUGCCAAUGGAGUCCACCUGAAAUUGGUUUUGUUAUGUUCUGCUGUGAUGGGUUCUUCAUUUGGGAAUCCUGGUGCAGCAAGAUUUGGAAUUGUUGUAAGAAACUCAGAUUGUCAGGUGGUUGCUACUGUAUCUGGGGGUAUUGGGAUAGCCUCAAAUUAUCUGGCAGAAACUUAUGGUGUCAUAAAUGCAAUGAAAUUAGCAGUGCAAUGGGAGAUGAAGUACAUCAUAAUUGUGUCGGACUCAAAAACAGUAAUUGCAGAAUUUUUUCAAGGAAAUGUUCCCUGGUUUAUUAAAGGUAGAUGGUUGAAAGCUAUUAAGCAUUUCAAGCAAAUAAGGUAUAUGCAUUGUUACAGGGAGGUCAAUUUUUCUGCUGACAAUACUGCUAAAAGGGGUACUUCACUUGAUGCGGGUGAAAGGCAGCUUCAUAUGGGUAGACCUCAAUUUUUGCCUAGAAUUGAGAUGCCCAAUGUAUUACUACAGGUUCUGUUGAUUUAG
Papaver somniferum (opium poppy) is the source of this 1800-nucleotide messenger RNA. RefSeq lists its product as uncharacterized. The transcript is spliced from 5 exons. The coding region runs from base 1 to 1800 and encodes 599 amino acids. Gene Ontology annotation, molecular function: RNA-DNA hybrid ribonuclease activity; nucleic acid binding. The record is from RefSeq and is a predicted model, not a curated record. NCBI's taxonomy places the organism in Eukaryota, Viridiplantae, Streptophyta, Magnoliopsida, Ranunculales, Papaveraceae.